Messenger RNA from Cutaneotrichosporon oleaginosum, 1069 nucleotides. RefSeq lists its product as uncharacterized. Lineage: Eukaryota; Fungi; Basidiomycota; Tremellomycetes; Trichosporonales; Trichosporonaceae. Gene Ontology annotation, biological process: fatty acid beta-oxidation. The record is from RefSeq and is a predicted model, not a curated record. Gene Ontology annotation, cellular component: peroxisome. Gene Ontology annotation, molecular function: delta(3)-delta(2)-enoyl-CoA isomerase activity.
CUGACCAUGUCUCGCCUACAUGCCUCGAUCUCGCGCGCGCUCAUAAAUCACCUCCGCUCGCCCGUCCUUCUCUCAUCACCCAUACCCAAGACACAAUGCCCAACGUCAUCCUCUCCCGCCCAAGCCCCACCGUGUGGCAGCUCACGCUCAACUCGGGCCCCGACAACCGUCUGCGCCCCGACCUGCUGGGGGAGCUGUCGGCCCAGCUCGACGUGAUCGAGGCCGAGUGGCGCAAGGCCGGCGGCGGGCAGCGCGAUGAAGCGAAGCGCGGCGAGCACAAGGGCGCCGGCGCCGUUGUCAUCACGUCGGCGUUCCCCAAGUUCUUCAGCAAUGGCCUUGACCCUGUCGUGCUCAUGUCGACGCCCAACUUCUUCGAGGACGUCUUUGACCCCAUCGUGUACCGCCUCAUGACUUUCCCUCUCGUCACUGUCGCCGCGGUCAACGGCCACGCAUUUGCGGGCGGCAUGCUCCUCGCGCUCGCAUGCGACUUCCGCGUCAUGAACGGCGACAAGGGCAUGAUGUCGAUGAACGAGCUUCUCAUCGGUCUUCCCCUCCCCAACUCGUUCGGAAAGUUCCUGCAGAUGCGCCUGUCGCCGACGGUGCUGCGCGACACGAUGCUCGCUAAGCGGUGGAAGCAGACCGAACUGCUCGCCCACGGCCUGAUCGACGAGAUCGUGCCCGAGGCCCAGGUCGUGCCGCGCGCCAUCGAGAUCGCGACGCAGGAGGGCACCAAGGUCGGCCUCGGCUCGUGGGGCGCCAUCAAGGAUGCGCUGUACCACGACGUGAUUGAUGCUUCGCGCUCCGGCCGCGCGGUUACUAUGCCGCAGCAGGACGAGGCGCGCUUCCUCGCGCGCAUGAAGCGCCAGGCGGCGAAGCUCUAGGCGGUAUGCUGUAGUGGGGCAGAGGAGGACGAGGGCGAGAGACCAUAGGUGAGGGACAGGACCAGCAGUAUGAAGUGACAUGAUAAGCCUAGAGGUGGCCGGAGAUGGCCUAGAUAGACCCGAACACAACCUGAAGACGACCUGAGAGAGACUAGAGACGGCCAAGGUAGUAGUCACGCUGGGUGAGG